AAGUAUUAUAUUAUAUGAUACUAAACAAAGUCCACAUUUUAUAAUUGAUUCACAUUUAAAUUACAAAUUUUUCAUGCACAACAAAUUUUUCAUGCAUUACAACAUCUUAUAAGAAAUAGGUAUUUUAUCAUCAUAUAUGAAAGAAUGUUGCAAGCGAUAAAGUCACACAUUUUAUGGGACGACCUUGUAAAUUAAGACCUUUAAACCCGAAUUGAUCAUAUAAAUAUAAUGUAAUGAUAUAAAUAUAAUGACGAAGACAAAACAAGGAUUAUCUCAGAAUGCUCACAAAAAUAUGAAAUCUUGCUCAAUAGAAAAGAAUAUUCUCCGAAAAAUUUGAUUUGUUAUUAAAUUAAAAGUCUUAUGAUAACCAAUUCGGCAACGUAGACCAGGCGGUAAGUUAUACACAAUCCAUAAUGGCACACUUAUUUGGAUGUCACACAGACAUCUAUACGACAUUGUAUAAAUAUCCUGACAUCCACUCGACGUCUCUCAGAUGAAAUUUGCUGCGUGGGACUAAACAAUUCAUAUUUUAAAAGAUUAAAUAUUGCGACAGUAAAAUAUUAAAAUAUGUUAUUUAAAGAAUUUGUAAACACUCCUAUUUAAACGCGCGUUAGAUUGCUAAAUAACCGUAUGUUUUUUUAUUUAAUGUGUGACACACUAAUGGAUUAUAUAAUAUGAAGGAGAUAUUAAUUUAUAAAGGCAUGUAACAAGAAAAGAAUUUAAAAUUCUUUAAUUUUAUCAAGCUUCUACUACAAUCGUGCAUACCCUGACUUAUAUAAGAUAUUAAAACCCCAAUCAAAAUUUAAAUAUGCAGAACAAAAUUUCAAAUUUACUUUACAUUCUGAGUAUUAGCACUAUUAUCAAUCCAUUCUUUAUUAUCAGUGCACACCGAUAUUAUAAUACUCUUUAUGACAACAGUAACAGAGGACCAAAAUUGUCAAAAUUACUAAAAUUAACUGCAGAAAGUUUCAACUUCUUAGUGGAGAAUCAACAUUAUUUGGCUCAGGAAUUAUCGGAUACAACACCGCAGAAUGAAGACACAUAUGAUUUUAUAGUGAUCGGUGCUGGUACAGCCGGUGCAACCAUCGCCGCGAGACUGAGCGAGAUUUCCCAAUUCAAGAUUCUACUGAUCGAAGCUGGUUUCCACGAAAAUCUCUUCAUGGAUAUUCCGCUACUUGCUGCCUUCUUGCAGUGGAACCGUAACAUCAACUGGAAUUAUCGAACCAAAUCGUCCAAUAAGUACUGCCUUGGCAUGAGAGACAAUAGUUGUCCUUAUCCGAGAGGAAAAGUAGUCGGUGGCAGCAGUGUGCUAAACUACAUGAUAGCCAGCAAAGGCACCGCCGAGGAUUACGAUCGUUGGGCUGAAAUGGGGAACGAAGGUUGGGCAUAUAAGGACGUUCUAAAAUACUUUAAAAAGCUUGAAACGAUAGAUAUUCCGGAACUAAAGUCAGAUACGGUCUAUCAUGGUACUGACGGACCGGUACAUAUCACUUCUUCAUUAUUUCAUACUCCGUUGGCAGAAGCUUUCCUAAAAGCUGGCAAGGAACUGGGAUAUCCAAUAGUAGAUUAUAACGGAAAGAACGAAAUAGGAUUCUCAUACAUACAGACCACAAUUAUGAAUGGCACUCGCGUAAGUAGCAAUAGGGCGUACUUGCAUCCCGUGCGUGAUCGUGAUAAUCUGCAUACGACUCUUCGAAGCACGGUGACAAAAGUGUUGAUCGAUCGUAUCACAAAUCGAGCAAUUGGCGUAGAGUUCAUUAAGUAUGAUAAAACUGUACGUGUAUUCGCGAACAAAGAAAUAAUUCUAUGCGCAGGUGCUAUCGGAUCAGCGCAAUUGUUAAUGCUGUCCGGUAUCGGACCAGCGAAACAUCUUACUGAACUAGGCAUCGAUGUUAUCCGAGAUGCACCAGUUGGCGAAAAUUUAAUGGAUCAUGUAAUUUUUUACGGACUAACAUGGACAAUAAACUCAUCGACAAGUUUUAAUUUUAUGGAUUUAAAUCCUAUUAAAUCUUAUAUAACAGAUUUUUUAAUAAAUAGGUCGGGCCCGUUAACAUUUCCGCUCGCCGUUGAAGCUCUCAGUUUCAUUAACACGAAACAUCCUAAAAAACGUAGCGGUCUACCAGACAUAGAACUGAUAUUUUCCGCUGCUACAUAUAAAGAAGAAUUUCUUUUCCCAACGAUAUUAGAUUUUAAAGACAAAAUACGUCGUAUGUGGGGUAAAUAUGCUGGCACUUAUGGCUGGUCCACUGCCCCAAUACUGUUAAAACCAAAAAGUCGUGGUAAGAUAACGUUAUUGGCUAACGACGUUAACGUUAAACCGGAAAUUGUGCCGAAUUAUUAUGACGACCCAGAAGACGUCAGAACGAUGAUUGCUGGAAUUAGAACUGCAUUAAAAAUUGGCCAGACAAAGGCAAUGCAAGCGUUUGGUUCUCAGUUCUUAAAUAUUACUUACACUGAAUGCAACAACUACAAAUAUGAUUCUGAUGCUUAUUGGGAAUGUCAAAUAAGGAUACUAUCUUCCACACUCUAUCAUAUUUGCGGUACUUGCAAAAUGGCACCUAGUGAAGACCCAACUGCUGUAGUCGACCCCAGAUUAAAGGUAAUCGGUAUUCAAGGAUUGCGUGUGGCAGAUGCGUCCAUUAUGCCCGAAAUCAUAUCGACGCACAUAAAUAUACCUAUUUUUAUGAUCGCCGAGAAAGCAGCAGAUAUGAUCAAAGAAGAUUGGAGAUACUAGGAAAAAUUGCAAUAAUAAUGUCCCCUACCUUUUUUUUUACAAAACACAAUAAAUAUUCUAGAAUUAUUUCUUAGCAUUUUACUUUAUAGAGACGUAUCAUGAGACAAUGUAAAUACGUAAAUCUCAUGCAUUAACUGUGAUGCAUUUUUAAAAGUAGUAGUUUCAAAGAGUAAUUGUAGUUAAAGAAAAAAUAUUAUAAAGAUUUAUUCUAUAUACCUGAAAAAUGGAACAAAUAAAUGCAAAAGGAAAUUUAAAUAUA
This is a messenger RNA of Monomorium pharaonis (pharaoh ant), 2993 nucleotides long. RefSeq names its product glucose dehydrogenase [FAD, quinone]. The transcript is spliced from 3 exons. Gene Ontology annotation, molecular function: flavin adenine dinucleotide binding; oxidoreductase activity, acting on CH-OH group of donors. NCBI's taxonomy places the organism in Eukaryota, Metazoa, Arthropoda, Insecta, Hymenoptera, Formicidae. The record is from RefSeq and is a predicted model, not a curated record. The coding region runs from base 809 to 2734 and encodes 641 amino acids.